UCAGGACACCUCGUGAACUAAAGUGUUCACACGUUACAACAUGGCAGCUGCUCCAAUGAGUACGUGGAGCUGUUUGACAAAGGAGAGUUUCUAUACAUGGAUACUUCUUUAUGUGCUCUCAAUCGUUACUAUAGAAACAGCCGCUGCUGCUCCAGAGAAGGGAUUCUGGAAAAUUACCGCUUUAAGUACCUCAAGACCGCUGCUGUUAAGGAAGUCCAUGUUCAAAGACACUAACAUUGAAUUGAAAGUCGUGUCAUUUGGCUGCCCCGAGGAGGUAACAUUCACCAUUCAAUGGUAUUUGAAAUACUACCCAUGCCACAAUGAUUUCAAUAAUAUUGAUGAAAUAUAUGAGCGAACGCCGCUGAGUCGCGGGCAGAGCCUUGAUCCAAAUCCCCUUAUAAAAGGAGAGUACAUCGAGCACCAACACAAACCUAUAACGUGUAACAGUGAUGUGCGCUCCUUUCCAAUGUUUAAAAAAGCCAAGGCAGAGCCACGAGCUGUCAGUCCACCUGUUGAGGGAAAAGAGUUGGAUGAAAACGACAUCAGAUGGAUUACUGAAGAGUUCGACAGUGGCACAGUGGCAAAUAGCAGCACAGUGGUCAAAAACAAAGACAAUGUCAUAGCCUCCACAUGGAAGGAUGGGCCUUACCUACUUGUGGUGAAGAUUGUGUCCAGUAAACAAGAUGCUAACUGGAACUUAACUUUCAAUGUGGUGAUGAAAGGCCGGCGUGGCUACAUUUCCAUCACAGAAUACCCUCUCAUGAUUUUCUACAUGGUGAUGUGCGUGGUGUACAUCCUGUUUGCCCUGUUGUGGUUCAUUUGGGCUGCCUGCUACUGGAAAGAUAUACUGAGGAUCCAGUUUUGGAUCGCAGGGGUCAUAUUCCUGGGGAUGGUGGAGAAGGCGGUCUUUUGCGCUGAAUAUGAAAACACCAACAUGGUUGGCUCUGCCUCUCCAGGCCUGCUGAUUUUUGCCGAGCUGGUCUCGGCCCUCAAGAGAACGAUAGCCCGCUUGCUCGUCAUCAUCGUCAGCCUCGGCUAUGGCAUUGUAAAGCCUCGAUUGGGGACAGUAAUGCACCGAGUGAUUGGUCUCGGUGUUCUCUACUUUAUCUUUGCUGCCAUUGAAGGCGUACUGAGGAUAACUGGGGCAAAAGACUCUGACUUGGCCCUGCUAGCCAACAUUCCCUUGGCUCUGCUUGACUCCUCUCUAUGCUGGUGGAUAUUUGUCAGCCUGGCUCAAACCAUCAAGACUCUCAAGCUGAGAAAAAACCCAGUGAAGUUGUCCCUCUACAGGCACUUCACCAACACACUCAUAUUUGCAGUCAUCGCUUCCAUCAUUUUCAUGGGUUGGACAGCAAAGAAAUUCCGUCUUGCCGAUUGCCAGUUAGAUUGGAUUGAGCUGUGGGUGGAAGAUGCUUUCUGGAGGUUUUUGUUCUCCCUCAUUCUACUUGUCAUAAUGUUCCUAUGGAGACCGUCUGCAAACAACCAAAGGUACGCCUUCACACCUCUCAUUGACGACUCCGAUGAUGAGGAAAUCGAGGAAUUUAUUGCCUCUGCAAACAUCGCCGGCAUUAAACUGAGAGCCACAAAAAAUGAGACAAAUGGUUUCGUGAAAUCACAGGACACAAACAUGGAAGAAGACUUGAAGUGGGUGGAGGAAAACAUUGCAAGCUCUCUCACUGAUGUAGCUCUGCCGGUCUUGCUUGACUCAGAUGAGGAAAUCAUGACGACCAAGUACGAGAUGUCCAAGCUGGAAUGAGGAAAAACAUUUGAAGCUCUCAGCUUGGAAGAUGAGCAGCUCGUCGUGACUCUGCGGCUGUCUUUAGUGCAGAAUGACACCUUAUUGCAGGUGCCAAGCCAUUGGGGCGCUUGACUAUUGCCCUUUUUUUUCUCCCCCUCAACAACUGGUUUCUCUCUACACGACAGAAUCAGUUUGAGCCUUUCUUUCCAAAGAGAUGACAUUAUUUAAUAUUACGUGUUGUAUUUAUUUGCAUAAUGUCGACAAGAGUUUUUUUUUUUUUUUUUUUUU
Messenger RNA from Hippocampus comes (tiger tail seahorse), 2026 nucleotides. It is a transcript of the gene tmem87b, whose product is annotated as transmembrane protein 87B. Lineage: Eukaryota; Metazoa; Chordata; Actinopteri; Syngnathiformes; Syngnathidae. The record is from RefSeq and is a predicted model, not a curated record. Gene Ontology annotation, biological process: retrograde transport, endosome to Golgi. The coding region runs from base 41 to 1756 and encodes 571 amino acids. The transcript is spliced from 19 exons. Gene Ontology annotation, cellular component: Golgi cisterna membrane; Golgi apparatus.